Messenger RNA from Lactuca virosa, 4009 nucleotides. The record is from the annotation of a GenBank genome assembly. NCBI's taxonomy places the organism in Eukaryota, Viridiplantae, Streptophyta, Magnoliopsida, Asterales, Asteraceae.
GGCUGGAAUAGAAGUCGUCAUCUUUACCUGUCUUCCCGCCAACGUUCACCCUCGUACUUCUCUCUGAGAUAUUCUUCCCACUGCAAUUCCCGCCUUCUACACACACAUACAUACCACUCAUCUCGUAUUCUACACCCACCACCACCACACUCUACACAUUGCAUAAUCUAUAAUGGCAUUUCGUCGCCCAACCAACGGCCGAUCGCCGCUCGUUAAUCCACAACGUCAAAUCACCUCUUUCUUCUCCAAAUCACCAUCAUCAAUCUCCUCCCUUUCUCCUUCCCAGUCACCAUCCCCUCUUCUUUCUAACUCUAAUUCGAACUCGAACUCUAAACUUAAACCUAAAACUAAACCUAGCCCUACAACCCCAUCCCCUUUGCAAACCACAAGCAGUAAGAAACCGGUCUUGGUUAUUGGUCAAUCUUCUUCUAUUCCCGCUUCCGAUGCCCAAAACCCUAGAUAUGGCGACGAAGUAGUUAAUCGAAGGAUCAAGGUUUACUGGCCACUGGACAAGGCUUGGUAUGAAGGCUGUGUCAAAGCUUUUGAUAAGAGUUCGGGUAAGCAUUUGGUUCGGUAUGAUGAUGGUGAAGAGGAGCAUUUGGAUUUAUCUAAAGAGAAGAUUGAGUUGUUAAAGGAGCUGGCUAAAAGGUUCCGUAGGUUGAGGAAGUUUUCCAUUGAAGACGAAGAUGACGAUGAGGCUGGAGGCGGUGCCGAGGGGAACGUGGAUAAGAAUGUGGAAAGUGGAGGAGAUGAUUCCGAUGAUGAGGAUUGGGGAAUGAAUGUCGAAAAGGAAGCUAUUGAUGAUGAAAUGGAGGAUUUAGACUUGGUAGACGAGAAGGAGGAAGAGGAGGAGGAGGAAGUGGAAGAAAAGAAGGCAAUAAAGCCGGACUCCAAAAAGCGGAAGGUUUUUGGAAUGAAAUCAGCCUCUGUUAAGAAAAUCAAGAACGAGGCUCCGUUGGAUUUAAGCCCGUGCAAUUUGGAGCAUAAAACCAAUAAUAACAUUGCAGGUGCGAAGCCAUCUGCUUUUGUUGACAAUGAUCUUGUUGGCGAUAAAGCUGAAAGAUUUACCACAAGAGAAGAAGAGAAGUUCAAAUUUCUUGGGAAAGCCCGGAAGGAUGCCAAGAAGAGAUCCCCUGAUAAUGAAAAUUAUGAUCCAAGAACUCUAUACUUGCCUCCUGACUUUUUGGAGAGUUUAUCAGGUGGCCAGAGACAAUGGUGGGAGUUUAAGUCACAACAUAUGGAUAAGGUUAUAUUUUUUAAGAUGGGAAAGUUUUACGAGCUCUUCGAAAUGGAUGCACAUGUUGGAGCAAAAGAACUUGAUUUGCAAUAUAUGAAGGGAGACCAGCCUCAUUGUGGAUUCCCAGAAAAGAACUUUGCACUAAAUGUAGAGAAGUUGGCUUGCAAGGGUUACCGUGUUCUGGUUAUUGAGCAGACAGAGACACCUGAUCAGCUUGAGAGGCGUCGCAAAGAGCAGGGUACUAAAGAUAAGGUUGUGAAACGGGAAAUAUGUGGAGUAGUCACUAAAGGAACAUUGGUUGAUAGAGAAAUGGUGGCAGCCAAUCCGGAUGCUUCUUACCUGUUUGCGGUUUCUGAAUGCCAUCAAGCAUCAGGAGACCAACAGGAUGAUAGGACUUAUGGUGUUUGUGUGGUUGAUGUUGCUACAAGCAAGAUCAUGAUAGGACAGUUUGGAGACGACACAGAGUGCAGUGUGUUGAGCUGCCUAUUGUCCCAACUAAGACCAGUGGAAAUCAUAAAACCUUUCAAAUCACUCAGCCCUGAAACUGAAAGAGUACUACUAAGACAAACAAGAAGCCCUGUCAUAAAUGAGUUGAUACCACUUGAAGAGUUUUGGGAUGCAGAGAAAACUAUGUGUGAAGUGAAGGAGAUUUAUAAGCGCAUCAGUAAUCAAUCAUGUUUGAAUGAAUCCAUGUCAUGCUCAUCUGAUAGUAAGGAUUGCCUACCAGAAGUACUCUCUGACCUAAUGAAUACAGGAAAUGUUGGUAGUUAUGCUCUGUCAGCCCUUGGGGCCACUCUGUUCUACCUGAGAAAGGCCUUCCUGGAUGAGUCGUUGCUUCGAUUUGCAAAGUUUGAGCUACUUCCAUGUUCUGGAUUCAAUGAUUCCACCAUAAAACCAUACAUGGUUCUUGAUGCAGCUGCUCUAGAGAAUCUUGAAGUUUUUGAGAACAGUGUAAAUGGAGACUCUAAGGGGACAUUGUAUGAGCAACUAAAUCGUUGUGUGACAGCAUUUGGGAAGAGGUUGCUUAAAACAUGGCUUUCUAGACCUUUAUAUCAGAUAGACUCAAUCAGGGAACGCCAGGAUGCUGUAGCUGGUGUAAAGGGAGUUAGCCUGCCUCAUGCUCUUGAAUUUCGUAAAGAGCUGUCCAAGCUUCCAGACAUGGAGCGGUUGUUGGCACGCAUCUUUUCUUGCAGUGAAGCUAAUGGUAGGAAUUCGAGCAAAGUGGUUCUGUAUGAGGAUGCAUCAAAGAAACAACUUGAACAGUUCAUAAUGGUUCUCAGUGGGUGUGAAGUAAUUAUAAAUGCAUGCUCCUCGCUAGGUGUCAUUCUGGAAAACACUGAUUCUAGGCUGCUGCAUCACCUGUUAGCACCUGGUAAAGGUCUUCCGGAUGUUGAUGGCCUUCUUAGGCAUUUCAAGGAUGCUUUUGAUUGGAUGGAGGCAAAAAGUUCAGGGCGUAUAAUACCUCGUGAUGGGGUUGAUAAAGAAUACGACACUGCUUGCGGAAUGGUUUCAGAUAUUGAGUUUAGUCUGAAAAAGCAUUUGAAGGAACAGAGAAAACUACUUGGAGAUCCAUCAAUCAAUUAUGUUACUGUUGGAAAGGAUACAUAUCUUCUUGAAGUAGCUGAAAGUUUGUCUGGUAGCGUUCCUUGUGAGUAUGAGCGUCGAUCAUCUAAGAAGGGUUUUGUCCGAUACUGGACUCCUGAAAUUAGGAAUUUGAUGAGGGAGCUGUCAGAAGCUGAAUCUGAGAAGGAGUCCAAGUUGAAAAACAUCAUGCAGAGGUUGAUCGGGCGGUUUUGUGAGCAUCAUGUGAGCUGGAGAAAGUUGGUUUCUACAGCUGCAGAACUUGAUGUCCUGAUCGGCAUAGCAAUUGCAAGUGACAUGUAUGAAGGACCAACAUGUCGUCCGCUUAUAGUGGAUCUGGAUGGGGAUGAAGCACCGGUUGUUGCUGCUAAAAGUCUAGGGCAUCCUGUGCUUGGAAAUGAUAGUCUAGGGGAUGGCAGUGGCAACUUUGUCCCAAAUGAUGUUUGUAUUGGUGGGGCCGAUCAUGCCAGAUUUGUCGUGCUUACUGGUCCUAACAUGGGUGGAAAGUCUACUCUUCUGCGUCAAGUUUGUUUAGCACUGAUUUUGGCACAGGUGGGGGCAGAUGUGCCUGCGCAAAGCUUUAAGAUGUCUCCGGUUGAUCGCAUCUUUGUGAGGAUGGGUGCAAAAGACCAUAUUAUGGCAGGCCACAGUACAUUUCUAACUGAGCUGCUGGAAACCGCAUCUAUGCUGUCAUCAGCAACGCGUAGUUCAGUUGUGGCAUUAGAUGAACUUGGACGAGGGACAGCAACAUCAGAUGGACAAGCCAUAGCUGCAUCGGUUCUUGAACACCUUGUGAACAAGGUCCAGUGUCGGGGUCUGUUUUCUACUCACUAUCAUCACUUAGCUUUGGAGUAUCAGCAGAUUGACAAGGUUUCCCUGUGUCACAUGGCAUGCCAAGUUGGAGAUGGAGAUGGGGGUGUAGAGGAGGUAACAUUUCUCUACAAAUUGACACUUGGUGCAUGCCCCAAAAGCUAUGGUGUCAAUGUUGCACGCCUAGCAGGACUUCCUGAUGCUGUGCUUAAAAAGGCUGCAAUCAAGUCACAGGAGUUUGAGACAAUGUAUGGUAAAAGGACAAGGACAAACCAAAACCAGAUAGCGCUCAUGUUGCAGAGCUUAAACAAUUGUCAUGGGAAUGGGAAUGGGAUUCUUGAAUUACAGAACAGGGCAAAGGUAUUUUUGGAGCACAAGUGA